Messenger RNA from Aspergillus niger, 261 nucleotides. RefSeq lists its product as uncharacterized. The transcript is spliced from 4 exons. The record is from RefSeq and is a predicted model, not a curated record. The coding region runs from base 1 to 261 and encodes 86 amino acids. NCBI's taxonomy places the organism in Eukaryota, Fungi, Ascomycota, Eurotiomycetes, Eurotiales, Aspergillaceae.
AUGGGUGUCCCUUUCGAGGCUCUCCUUCCCUUCGGCAUCAUCAUCGGAUCGUUCACUGUCGGCGGUGCCGGCUUGUGGGCUAUCCGGAGAUGGGACAACGAGGGCAAGAUGCCGCGGUGGAACAAGGAUAAGUGGGAUAGAGUAAUGAUGGAGAGAGACCUGAGAAUCACGGGCACGAAACGAGGACAAUCGAGCAACCCGGAAGCUCCCAAGGGAUUCGAGCUCAGCAACCCCUGGAAGAUCGAGAAACGGAUUUUCUAG